AUGGUAAAAGUGGAGGGGAAUUCUGUGCCAACUGUCGGCAAUCUUCGUCUUAAUAAAUUAUUGCAAAUUUCUCAAGUGCUUUACGCUGCAAAGAAAGAGAAGUAUUUGUUUCCGGAAAAGUUUCUAGCCUUUGAACAGGGAGGAAUAAUCUAUGAUAUUUACCAUCGGUUCCAUUUUUUAGUUCUUCCUCAAAGACCUAUCUCAAUUAAAAAUUUAAGUCGCGAUUUGAAAAUUUUGACCAGAAAAAUUUUCAACUAUUUUAAUACCUAUACUAAUCAGCAAUUAGAGGAUUUUGUUCACGAGGACCCUGCUUGGUUUACAACUUGGGAUGAUGAAAGAAGCAGAGAAAUGCCUCAAAGGUUAAAUCAAAUAGUUUUUGUAGAUCUAGGCUUAUAG
Molecule: messenger RNA, 396 nt
Organism: Entrophospora candida
Lineage: Eukaryota; Fungi; Glomeromycota; Glomeromycetes; Entrophosporales; Entrophosporaceae
Source: the annotation of a GenBank genome assembly